Molecule: messenger RNA, 2033 nt
Organism: Leptidea sinapis
Lineage: Eukaryota; Metazoa; Arthropoda; Insecta; Lepidoptera; Pieridae
Gene: Oseg1
Product: intraflagellar transport protein 122 homolog
Exons: 14
Coding region: 114-2033 (639 amino acids)
Biological process (GO): non-motile cilium assembly; protein localization to cilium; intraciliary retrograde transport
Cellular component (GO): intraciliary transport particle A; non-motile cilium
Molecular function (GO): protein binding
Source: RefSeq, a predicted model, not a curated record
UAGCGCGCGGCUGCUAUUUUCGUACUUCGGUAGCAACCGUUUAUCGAUACAUUUAAAAAUGAGAUGAAAGUUAGAAUACCUUUAUAAAACUAAUUCUACUAUAACUUCUAAAAAUGCGAACAGUGCCUAAGUGGGUUAACAAAAUCCACGAAGCUGAUAAAAUUGAAUGCUCUAGACACAGUGAAGCAGUUCAGUGCCUUGCAUAUAACCCAGUUACAUUCCAUUUAGCAUCAUGUGCAUUAUCAGAUUUUGCAUUUUGGUCAACUGAUGUGAAAGCUGUUCAAAAGUAUCGUGUGUCUGGUAGAAUAACAUGUUGCGCUUGGUCUGCUAAUGGUCAACACUUAGCCAUAGGGUUGGCAAGUGGUAUGGUUUCUAUUAGAGAUAAACUUGGUGAUGAAAUUCAAAAGAUUGUUAGAGAUGCUGCAGUAUGGGCAGUGGCUUUUUCUAAGAAUGUACUGCUGAUCACAGAUUGGAAUGAAACUCUUUCUUUUUACAAUAUAGCUGGACAACAAAUAUGGAAAGAGAGAUACAUAGGUAUAGCAGCUCUGUCGAUACAUGUCAGCGGGGCAUUAGUGCUCGUCGGGGGAAUUGGUGGAUGGAGUGUGCUUACAUCUGAAGGUGUCAUUGUGCUCACUACGGAACUCGAGUGGGUCUGGUCCAUCGCUCCGUCGCCUUCUUUUGGAGCGCUGGCGGUGGGGUGUCAAGACGGUAGCAUCUGGUGCUACCAGGUGGUGUUCAACACGGUGCACGGUCUGUUCAGAGAGAAGUACGCGUACCGGGAGAACAUGACGGACGUGAUCAUACAGCACCUCGCCAGCGGCAACAAGGUCCGGAUCAAGUGUCACGACACAGUGCACAAGAUUGCCAUUUACAAGCAUCGACUAGCGGUGCAACUCCCGGAGCGUGUCCUGAUAUACGAGCAGACUGACAGCGAGGGCAUGAUGUACAAGGUGAAGGAGAAGUUGGUGCAGAAGGCUGAAUGCUCGCUGCUCGUUACCACGAGCACGGCACUGUUGCUGUGUCAGGACACGAAGUUGACGAUGGUGGGGUCACGCUCUUGGGACAUGCCGGCGCCGAUCCGCUACGUGAAGGUGAGCACUCUACACUUGGAGGAGGUUCUGUUACUGGGCUUGAUGAACGGUCAGAUCUGGCAGAUAGAGCCCACGAGGGGCGAGAUGAAGAUGUUGGUGCAGACUGGGGGCGCGGUGCGGUGCGUGGACGUGAGCGCGGGCCGCUCGCGGCUGGCCGUCGUGGACGAGGGCUCUGUGUGCCGCGUGUACGGCGUGCCGCGCGGCGACCUGCUCUACACGGAGGAGAACGUGAGUUCGGUGUCGUGGAACCUCUGGUUCGACGAGCUGCUGUGCUUCUCCGGCGGCGGGCUGCUCUCCAUCAAGGUGGCUCACUUCCCUGCCGCCACUCAACCGCUCGCCGGAUCCGUCGUCGGCUUUCAGGGUGGGCGAGUAUUCUGCUUGCAGUCGAGCCUGAUGCAGACUAUCAAGGUGCCCUUGUCGCACGCCGUACACCAAUACGUGCAGCAGAAGAUGUUUCAUGAGGCAUAUGCCGUCGCCUGCCUGGGCGUGACUGCAUGCGACUGGGAGCGGCUGGGAAUGGCAGCUUUAGAGGAGCUGUCCUUCGAGGUCGCCAGGAAGGCGCUGCAGAGGAGCGAGAAUAUCGUCUACCUCACGCUGAUCGACCACUUAGAGGAGCGGUUGUCUGCGGGGGAGGAGCGCGCGGUGGUGUCGGGCGAGGUGCUAGCGCAGCGCGGCAGGUUCGCGGCGGCCGCGAGCAGCUACCGCGGGGCGGGCGCACACCGGCGGGCGCUCGACAUGUACGUGGAGCUGAGGAUGUUCAGCAAGGCGCAGGAGGUGGCUGAGCAGACGGGCGGCGCGGACGCGGCGUGUCUGACGCGGCUGCGCGCGGAGUGGGCGCGACGCGUGGACGAGCCGCGCGCCGCCGCCGACAUGUACCUGGCCGCCGGGGACGUGCGCCGCGCGGCCGCCGUGCUGCGGGACAGCGGCAAGACGCACAUGUAA